CGCAAUUCGUGUUCUCGGUUUGAUCGUGCCGAGCUGGUUAUAUAUUGGUGUUAACUCUCAAUGAUACGAGACCAAAAAGAUGAGGAGAAAUCAUAUCUGAUCACAGAGGCAAUAUAUACACACACACACUCUCUCUCUCUCUCUCUCUGAAAAUCAAUCCUAAAACAUGGCUCCCUCCCUCACUGAGACAGUGGGCCUUCGGGCACCGCCUGUUGCGCUUCCGCUAAAGUCGGACGGCGGCCAGAACAAGGAGAACUUGAUUGGAUACAAGAUCGAAAAGGAGCUAGAGAUUAGGGGCACAGACAAGGUGCCUCCUGUAUCCUAUCCGGAAUAUCUGCCCGUUUGGGAUAAUGAGACAGAAAGAUAUCCUCCUCUGGAGCUCUUCGAGCACUACGAUCACGGCAAAGAUGCCGACGCCUCUUUCCCAGACCUGCUGCCCAAGGGCCAAGUUGAGGUCGACCAGAUCACUCCUUUCAUUGGCUCUGAGAUCCAUGGCGUGCAACUAAGCCAACUAUCUGACAAGGGCAAAGAUCAAUUGGCCCUCUAUGUUGCACAGCGACGAGUCGUCGCCUUCCGCGACCAAGACUUCGCAUCCCGCCCGAUUCAAGAGGUUGUCGACUAUGCCGGCUACUUUGGCCGACACCACAUCCACCAGACCUCAGGGGCACCCAAGGGCUUCCCAGAAAUCCACCUUGUCUUCCGUGGUGCUGACGACCGCACCGGCGAUAACUUCCUGAAGCAGCGCACCAAUACUAUUACAUGGCACUCGGAUGUCACCUUCGAGAAGCAGCCCCCAGGUACAACUUUCUUGUAUGCGCUCGACGGCCCCACCACAGGUGGUGACACCCUGUUCGCCGACAUGGUCCAGGCAUAUAAGCGUCUGUCGCCUGGCUUCCGGGAACGACUGCACGGAUUGAAGGCUGUACACUCCGGUCUCGAGCAGAUUAAUGCUAGUUUGAAUGGCGGUGGUAUUGCCCGCCGUGAUCCUGUUACAUCGGAGCACCCCAUUGUCCGAACUCACCCGGUAACUGGCGAGAAGGCACUUUACGUGAACCCUCAGUGUAAUCACCCGUUACAUUGUUGGAUACAAAAAGAGGAAUCAGACCACCUCCUCAAGUUCCUGUACGACCACAUCGCCUUGUCGCAGGACCUUCAGGCUCGUAUUCGCUGGAAAGCCGGUACCGUUGUCGUCUGGGAUAACCGUGUGGCUUGCCACUCUGCCGUUUUCGACUGGGAGGAUGGCCAGCGCCGACACAUCGCUCGUCUCACACCCCAGGCUGAGCCUCCCUUUGAGACACCCUUUGAUGGUUAG
Messenger RNA from Penicillium samsonianum, 1312 nucleotides. Its product is annotated as TauD/TfdA dioxygenase family protein. The coding region runs from base 167 to 1312 and encodes 381 amino acids. NCBI's taxonomy places the organism in Eukaryota, Fungi, Ascomycota, Eurotiomycetes, Eurotiales, Aspergillaceae. The transcript is spliced from 5 exons. The record is from RefSeq and is a predicted model, not a curated record. Gene Ontology annotation, molecular function: 2-oxoglutarate-dependent dioxygenase activity. Gene Ontology annotation, cellular component: cytoplasm.